This is a messenger RNA of Haemonchus placei, 921 nucleotides long. Lineage: Eukaryota; Metazoa; Nematoda; Chromadorea; Rhabditida; Trichostrongylidae. The record is from the annotation of a GenBank genome assembly.
AUGGAAGAAAAUACCCGUCUUGGGUACGGCAUUGGCUUAGGGCUUCUAGCGAUGGGGCUCUUCGUGGUUUACGUUCCAGUCUUGUUGAUCUUAUUCGUUGACAAGGAAUUUCGACGUUCGACCGCCUACAUUAUUAUAACGCAUAUUGGUGUGAUGGACGUCCUACAACUCUUAAUUCAUAUGUACGCUGCUGUGGCCGUCAUUGCCGAUAUUCAUAUUCAGUCUGUCAUCCAAAAGGUCAUCGGUGCAUUACUUACUGGUCUGUGGUUUUCCAUGAUAUGUUUUACAAUAUUCCUCACAUUCAAUCGUCUUUCCAGUAUACUAUUGGAACGAUGGUUUCCUAUUCUCACUUCUCUCUAUCUCAACUAUGUGUUGUUCGGUGUCUGUUAUUUGAGUUUUAUCAUUCCAUUCCUACUAAAACUUCUCCCUUUCUGUAACUAUGUAUUCAAUCCCCGGACUUUUUCGUGGUCCUAUCUGCCGACAGAUGAUGUUUUAUCAGCGAUAAUGUCGGAAACCAGUACAUAUCUACUUUUAGUAUUCGUUAUAGCAUCGACAAUAACAUAUGCAUCGAUUUUCUGCUAUAUUGGCUUCUUUAGUUCAUCUAAACUGAGCAAACGAGAAUUUCGGAUUACGAUUCAGGUAAUCGCCGACAGAAAAAUGCCUGCCGUUGAACGACAACUGAUUGAAUGCCUGCAUCACGUCAUCAAGGGCACUGAACCGCAUCAGGUCGGAAUUCUGUGCCCUCAGGAUGAUCAAAGAAAGGCCCUCACGGAACAAUUCGGUCCUAAAACUUCGACACCGUUUUGCAAGGAGGUCGACUCAUUGAAGCAGCUCUCCAAUCUUGAUGCCCUCAUAGUUAAUCAGGCACUUGAUGAGGUUCGUUCACUUUCAAUUUUCACUGAACUUGUAGUAGUAGUGUAA